Molecule: messenger RNA, 1209 nt
Organism: Nestor notabilis (Kea)
Lineage: Eukaryota; Metazoa; Chordata; Aves; Psittaciformes; Psittacidae
Gene: CRTAP
Product: cartilage associated protein
Exons: 6
Coding region: 66-740 (224 amino acids)
Biological process (GO): collagen fibril organization; peptidyl-proline hydroxylation to 3-hydroxy-L-proline
Cellular component (GO): endoplasmic reticulum
Molecular function (GO): collagen binding; protein binding
Source: RefSeq, a predicted model, not a curated record
CUAAUAAUCUUCCAAAAGCAAUUGCAGCAGCUCACACGUUUCUUCUGAAGCAUCCAGAUGAUGAAAUGAUGCAAAGAAACAUGGCCUACUAUAAGAGCAUACCUGAUGCUGAGGAGCAUAUUAAAGACUUGGAGACAAAACCCUAUGAGAAUCUUUUUGUCAGGGCUGUGAGAGCGUACAAUGGCGACAACUGGAGAACAUCUGUCUCAGACAUGGAACUGGCUCUUCCCGAUUUCUUCAAAGCCUAUGACGACUGUACAGCAGCCUGUGAAGGUUCCCGAGAGAUCAAGGAUUUUAAAGACUUCUAUCUUUCCAUUGCAGAUCAUUAUAUUGAAGUUCUUGCAUGCAAAGUGCAGUGCGAGAGUAAUCUGACGCCCAUUAUUGGAGGCUUUGUUGUUGAGAAAUUUGUGGCCACCAUGUACCAUUACUUACAGUUUGCUUAUUAUAAAUUGAAUGACAUGAAGAAUGCAGCUGCUUGUGCUGCUAGUUACCUUCUGUUUGACCAGAAAGAUGAAGUAAUGAAACAGAACAUGGUCUACUAUCAGUACCACAGAGACAAAUGGGGACUUAAAGAGGAGGAUUUUCAGCCCAGAUCGGAAGCUGUUCGAUACCACAACAUAACCACACUCCAGUUGGAAAUGUAUGACUUUGCAAAGGAACAUCUGAUGGAUGAUGAUGAGGGUGAAGUUGUGGAAUUCCUUGAUGAGCUGCUAGAAGUAGAGGAAAAGAAGGAAUCCUGAUGAGUGAAAUCACUUCUGAAGUAUUUUAUGAAAGUGAAGAUUCACCACUGCUCCUUACUAGUGUUUUUGGUCACCUGUAGUUCCAGUUAGAUAUACCUCAAAGCUGCUCCUUUAAGCUCCACCUUACGUCACAAGAUCCGCUCCUGAAGGAUCACUUCCGUGCUGCUGGCUCUUCUGUGAGCGUGGCUUUUCACUGUGCAUUUACAGAAUUGGUGCAUAGGGGGUUUCCUCCUGAGCUUUCUUCCCAUCACACAAACACAACAAAACGGACUGUUUGUAUUUUCUGGGCUGACACUAAGGUUCCUUGUUUCAGUGAUGUUCUAGUGAGUUGUAACAGUAGAGCUGAAUUCCAAAGAACUUCUGUCAGGUUGUGACCCGGGGAAGACAUAACAGUUCCUCUUGACUUUCUGAGCUAUGUAUUGUAUUAUUUAUAUAUGUCUUUUUCUAUGAUGAAGAAUAAAGUGAUACU